GCUGCGCUGCCCCGGGGGAGCCGCUCCCGCCGCCGCCGCCGCCCGGGGCCAUGGCGGCGCUGGUGCUGCUGCUGCUGGCGGCGCUGGGCGGGCGGGCCCUGCUGCCGGGCGGGCGCUGCGCGGCGCCGCUGGCCGACCUGCGCUCGCAGAUCUCGGGCGUGGAGACUCUGCUGGAGGAGUUCCGCCGGCAGCUGCAGCAGGAGGAGCCGGGACCGCCGGCGACGGCGGGCGGCGGAGGGGGCGGCGGGGAGCGGUGCGGCGGGAGCGGCGGCUUCUCCGCCAGGCCCGACUCCAUCAUCCGCACCAAGGACUCCAUCGCGGCCGGCGCCACCUUCCUGCGGGCGCCCGGCGCCGUGUCGGGCUGGCGGCAGUGCCUGGACGCCUGCUGCGCCGAGCCGCGCUGCACGCUGGCCGUGGUGCAGGAGCCCGCCCGCCCGCGGGGCACGGCGGCCGAGCCGGGCUGCUACCUCUUCAACUGCACGCACCGCGGCCGCGCCGUCUGCCGCUUCGCCCCGCACCGCGGCUACAGCUCCUACAGCCGCCGCACCACCGAAGAAGACUAUGAUGAGCCUCCACAGUGUAAGGCAGGCCAAGACAUUGUGCUGCAGUCACCUGUGGACUGGGUGCUCUUGGAUGGCCGAGAAAGUGCCGAUGACCAUGGAAUUGUGCACUAUGAGUGGACACUGCUGCAGGGUGACUCAUCUGUUGAAAUGCAGGUACCACAGCCAGGAACACUGAAACUGUCCCACAUUCAGGAAGGCGGGUACAUUUUCCAGCUAACAGUGACAGACACUGCAGGUCAGCGGAGCUCUGACAACGUCUCUGUGACCAUCCUGCCCAUGGUUCAUUCUGCAGCAGCCUGUGUUGGGGUUUGCUCUCGCUACCAGUUUAUCUGUGAUGAUGGCUGCUGCAUUGACAUCACAUUUGCGUGUGACGGUGUGAGACAGUGUCCUGAUGGAUCAGACGAGACUUUCUGCCAGAACCUCAGCUCAGGUCGGAAGACGGUGACACAUGCAGCGCCUGGUACUGCCCAGCAAAAGACUGUAGGACUGACUGAAAACACAGAGGAAAACUCUGCAGAGAAUACCCUGAAAGCCACUGCCAGAAAUCAGCCACUUCUCUCAGUGGAUGCAGACAUGUCUAACCAAUCGCUUUCUCAGGGACCAAAGAAACAAAUCAGUGGAUUUGUGCCAGAUAACAGUUCCUCAGGGAAAAGAACAGAUGAAAAAAAUGGGGAUGGCAUAAUGAUGCCAAAGAGAGAUCAGCUUGGAGGUGGUCACCCAGUCCCAGAAACAGGUGCUGUGUUACCCUUAGCCUUAGGCUUGGCAAUCACUGCUUUGCUGCUGCUUAUGGUUGCUUGCAGACUGCGCUUAGUGAAGCAGAAGCUCAAAAAAGCUCGACCCAUUACAUCUGAAGAGUCCGAUUACCUCAUCAAUGGGAUGUAUCUCUAAAAACUGGAUUUGGGUCAGUUGUUUUCUCCCCUUUCUUUUGCGUCCAUGAAUCUCUGCCUCUAUAAAAGGACCAAAAUUCUUAGUUUAUUUUCAAGUGUAGAAGAAGCCUGUGAGAUGAAGAACAUACUCUUCCCCUUCAUUGGUAAUAUAAAAAGUGGGUAGAUGUCCUUGCUCAGAAAAUAGGAAACAUUCAGGUUCAGAGAGUAGCUCCAGUGCAGAAGACACUACAAGGUGGGGAGACUCCAAACUGGAUGUGGGGUGUCCUUGCUCUCCCCACAGCAGCUGGGGUCUUAGGCAGGGCUGAGUGCACCCCAGGGCCCAGGCACUGGAGCAGCCAAGGUUCCACAGCCCAGCUGUGCUGGCCAAGGUGUGGGGGGCAGCCUGUGCCACCUUGCUCUUCUCAGUCCAGCAGAGACCAGUCGUGUGCUUUCCACCUGAUGCACUGGGAGUAUUUUCAUUAAAGAAUGUGUCUUGCUUUGUUAAUUAAAAGCACCUCCUUUUGCAAAGAAAAUUGGGAUUUCAGGAAGAAAGCCUCUUAUUUUCACUCAGUUUAAACCUCUGUGCUGCUACCAGACAGCUAUGCUUAUUAAAUGCUGAAAUGAAAAAAUGCAGCUUCUCAGCAGAUGAGUUUGAACUUCCCAGUUCUCAGCAGCAGUUGUGUACUGCUGCCUAAAGAAGCUGUGGAUGCACCAUUGCUGGCAGUGUUCAAGCCCAGGCUGCACGGGGGCUGGAGCUAAAUGAUCUUUAAAGUCCUUUCCAACCCAGACCUGUCUCUGAUUCCAUGUACAAUCUCAGAGCCAUGUCUCUCCCCGGAGCUCAGGGCUUGUUCAGCCUUUCCCACAUCCAGCCCACCACCCUCCUGCAGCAUGAGAAUGCAGCACACAGCAGUUUUUAUCCGAGAUGCCGGAGUGUAGGAUUCCUGCUGGUUAUCCCAUAGCUCCCUGCAAAGCUUGAAAGCUUCGGUGAUCUGCCCUCACCCCAGAAAAAUUCUCAUAGAGUUAGAGCAAGUAAUUGAUAUGUGUGAGUGAACUGCAGAUGUGUUACCAGUAAAAUGUGUACAGUACAUGUUAUAUAUACAUAUAUAUAUACACACACACUGUGCUGUCUGUCUUGUUUGGCUGUCCAAGGAUGUCACAUUCCUCAUGGGUCUCAAUAAAACCAGAGUCAAAUGAGGCAUGCAUUGUUUUGUAUGUCGUCUUUUGUACUUCAGUAACUUUGGGUCAGCAAGAAUAUUGCCAUGGUAUACAAAUAGUUCUUCAAGUAAUUUGUUCUUGAUUUCUUUAUGUAAAUUAGCUCUAAUAAACCGAUUCUAUUCUUAUAUUUA
Messenger RNA from Oenanthe melanoleuca, 2775 nucleotides. RefSeq names its product LDL receptor related protein 11 (gene LRP11). The record is from RefSeq and is a predicted model, not a curated record. The transcript is spliced from 7 exons. Lineage: Eukaryota; Metazoa; Chordata; Aves; Passeriformes; Muscicapidae. The coding region runs from base 51 to 1451 and encodes 466 amino acids. Gene Ontology annotation, molecular function: protein binding.